This is a messenger RNA of Lolium perenne, 1647 nucleotides long. Its product is annotated as altered inheritance rate of mitochondria protein 25-like. Gene Ontology annotation, cellular component: plasma membrane. Gene Ontology annotation, molecular function: phospholipid scramblase activity. Gene Ontology annotation, biological process: plasma membrane phospholipid scrambling. The record is from RefSeq and is a predicted model, not a curated record. Lineage: Eukaryota; Viridiplantae; Streptophyta; Magnoliopsida; Poales; Poaceae.
CCAAUGCUUAAACUUGAGUAGUACGUGAGAGAGUGGUGGAAGGGCGGGCCGCCGGAACACCCUCCCUCGCCGUCCCAAACCCUAGCGGCGGCGGCGCCGGCGCCGCUGAGCCUCCAGUUCCUGCCACCUUCUACAGCCUCCAGCCCGCGCCUUCAUCCCUCGCUCCUAUGAGGUGGCUACCCCGGCUGCUCUCCCACGCGGCCGCCGCCAGGAGGAUACCGGCGAGAACCACCACCAGCCACACCAGCGGCGGGCGCGGCGGCGUUCCGGGCGUCGGUGCGGUUGCCGAGGCCGUGGUCCGGUCCGAGGAGCCCAAGAGGCGGCCGGAUGCGGCCAAGAGGACGAGGAGGGCCGUGGUUCCGUCCGAGGAGCUGAAGAAGCACCCGGAUGCGGCCAAGAGCCCCGCGGCUGCUGACGCCGUGGUCCGAUCCGAGGAGGAGCCCAAGAAGCGGCGGCGGGGUGCUGACAAGAAGCCGAGGAAGCGGCGCGCGGUCUCCAAGAGCGGUGGCGCGGGGGUCUCGCUCGCUCGUCUCGCUAACGCUGCUCGCGCGUUCGUCAACUCCAAGUUGGAGGUGCUGGGGGAUUCGUUCCUGAGGUCUUUGCAGACGGCCGGCAAGGAAGAUAAAGCGGCGUCGACGAGCUACCAGCAUGGAGAAGAACUAGACCUCGCGCGCGUUCAGGACAAACUGCAGCCUCUACUCUCAAGGGCGAAUCUGAUCAUCACCAGGCGUGCACAAUGGGCAAAUAUCAUGUUUCGGUUCCAGCAGGAGACUAGAUACAUCAUAAAGGAUCCACGCACUCCUCGCAGAAAAACUCCUGUUGGUCUUAUUCGAGAGAAAAGCAACUUCAUCCUUAGGCAGCUACUUAGGUCGAGACGGCCAUUCAUUGCAGAAUUUAUUGAUCACAAGGGUAAAGAGAUAUUCACGGUUCGCCGUCCUUUUUGGUGGAUCAGCAGCUCCAUUUAUGCAGAAAUGGAUGGUAAGGAGAUAGGUGUAGUCCACAGCCGUUGGCAUCUUUGGCGUAGAAUUUAUGACUUGUACUUAGGGAAUAGGCAAUUUGCUAUGGUGGAAAAUCCUGGAUUUUGGAGCUGGACCUUUACCUUGGUUGACGAGAAUGAGAAUGUAGUAGCCAAGAUUCAACGCGAGGCGAGGGGAAUUGGUUGGCAGGUCUUCACGGAUGCUGGUCAGUAUACAAUUUCCUUUGGCAGUGUUGGUAAUAGCUGGAGUUUUAUUGAUCCUGAAGAUGCGGAUAAAGUUCAUACUUUUACCGCGCUGCCUUUACCUGAAAGGGCUGUCACUCUCGCUCUUGCAGUGUCCCUAGACCAUGAUUAUUUCACUAGGAGAUUGGGCUGGGGACUUCGUUCCAUCUUCGGCGAAUGAUGAAUUGAUUUCUGAACAGGCCUGCUACUGUUGGCGUUUAUUGUUGAGGUCAUUGCAAAAGCAUGAAAAGUGCUCCAUCCUCUUUUUUGCGCCUAACCAUAUUUAGUUGUUCCCUUCGUAUGGAACUCCUAAGGCAGAGGUUGCUAGAGAAGUUAGCUCUUUCAUCCAACAACUCUGCUGGCUUGACACUGUUUUUCUAACUCCACCAUUUAGUUUGAUGUAAUGGUGAAUCCCACGUGCUACGAUGAAUUGAAUCAGUAGUGGGAUA